This is a messenger RNA of Saprolegnia diclina VS20, 4455 nucleotides long. RefSeq lists its product as hypothetical. NCBI's taxonomy places the organism in Eukaryota, Oomycota, Saprolegniomycetes, Saprolegniales, Saprolegniaceae. The transcript has 11 exons. Gene Ontology annotation, cellular component: exosome (RNase complex); nucleus. The record is from RefSeq and is a predicted model, not a curated record. Gene Ontology annotation, molecular function: protein binding; metal ion binding. Bases 1 to 4455 code for a protein of 1484 amino acids.
AUGUUCGAUGGGACCGACGACGACGGGAGCCUCGAAGACCUCGAGCGAGAACUCGCCGAGUGCGAGCAAGAGCUCGUGCUAUGGAAGCUCCGCCGCUCCCGCGCUCUGAAGAAGCGAGCGCUCGAGGCGCUGCCAAGCCCGAGCCCCGACGCGUCGCCCGUCGCCGAGCUGCCGAUGGAGCCAAGAACCGAGACGUCGCUGCAAGCAAUUGCGAGCUCACCAGUGCGAAGCCACAGUCCGCAAUCGUCGAGCCCAUCCGCCCAUUUGGUACCUGUGCAGAGCCCGUUGCCAGCGCCGAUUGCGAGCCCAUCGCAAGCCGAGCCAACAACGGUUCGAAGCGAGUUGCCAUUGGCGCCCGUUGCCAGCCCAGAACCAAGCGCGAGUCCGACCAUGUCGUCCCAUCUGACCAUUUCCACGACCACGUCGGCGAGUGCAACGCCGCAACGCCUCACGUCGCCGCUGGGCCCGCUCCCGGACGAGGCCAGCCAAGAGGAUCGGCGGCUCCUGGUCCAGAAACUCCGCGAAGAAAAAGCCAAAGUCGCCCGUCGCGAAAAGAUCGCCGAGCUCGAGAAGGCCGCGGCCGAAGCGCUCAAGAAGCAACGCAUUGCGCGGGAGAAGCUGGAGCGCGUCAACCUGCAGCGCGCCGCCGCGCCGCCACCGAUCCGCACGACACACACGAACAAGCGGCCGCUGCCCGUGUCUGCGACGCCGCCUCGGCACGCCAAGCGCCAAGUCAUGCCCACCGACAAGCCGCUGGACCCCGAGGCAUUGGCCCUGCCCAAGGCCGUGGCGCUGCCGCUAGCGUCGCCUGGCGACCUCCUCUCGCACGUCUUCCGCGUCUGCACCCGGUCGCUCAUGCAGUCCAACAAGUCGCUCUCGGUGCCGCAGCUGCAAGUGCUCUGCCAAGAGUACUUUGGUAAGGAGUUUGGUCUUGUCGCGCAGGCCUGCGGCGUGGCGUCGGCCGACCUCGGCCAGCUCCUAUCGCCUUACGCCUACUUCCGCGUCGCCGUCACUGGCCUCUCGGCGCCGUCAUCGCCCGUCGACGCGCCAAGCAACGAGUGGCUCAUCCCGUCAUUGCGCUGCGACUCGGCCGAUGCACUCGCUGCAUUUCUCCACGCGUCGCGCGAAGGCGUGCUCGGCGUGCUCCAGCUCACGUCGGUCCUCGCGUCCAAAGAGAGUGCGCUUCUUGACGUUGUCAAGGCGCAUGCGAUGCUGCACGCUGCGGCGCCAAGGCGGACCUUCCUCGAGCUCUGCUGGCCGCGCGCCUCCGAGGUGACGAUGCCGGCUCUCUCCAACGGACUCGUGUUUCUGCAUUUGCUCGAGCGGUCCGAAGCGACGCGUGGCGGCAGCGCGGCGGCAGCGACAAGCAGCACGCACCCGACGACGCCGUUUCCGCUGAGGGACGCGUCGCCGCUCGUCUCGCUGCGCUCGUUUCGGUUUACGCCGGCGUUUGCGACGCUGUACCCGACGACGUCGGUCUUGAGCAACGCGUUUGCCCACCGCAUUGACCCCAACAAGGUGCUCUGUCCUUUUGAGCUCCACGGCGUCUGCAACGACGACCAGUGCAACUACCAGCACGAGCGCGACUACGCCGUGUCGUCGUCGACAGCGCUGCAAGAUCUCGGACGUCUCCACCCGCUGCCCGAGACGGACGCCAGUGCCAGUGCCGAGUCGAUCGCGGCGGCGUGGGUCAGUACCGUGCAAGCCGCGUCAGCAGCAGCUUCGGACGUGCUUUUCCUCCGCGGGUCCAAGGCGCCGACCAAAGCGAGCGGGGCCCACCAAGCGUGGAUGGACUUUACGCAGAGCCUCGUCUCGUUGCGCAAGAUGGAGUAUGACUUGGGUCUCGGCUACUUGGACGAGGAUGAACUGCCAAUGCCGAGUCCGAGUCCAAUGACACCGCGCCCACACCAGCAGACGAGUCUUCGGGAUGCGGACCAAGAUAUGGAGGUCGAUGACGACGAAGAUUUUCUCGCGCUGCCGCCGGCCGAGCCGGUUGCGGUCCUGUCGGGGCAGCGCUACCACGCGAAGGAGUACCUUCAGCACGCCAUUCACGACUUGGAGCGACAGGUUGCGCUCAACCCCGAGGACGCCGAUGCGUGGGUCUCGCUGGCGCUCAUGCACCUCGACAUGGAGCUGCCGCCGCACUUGGACGACGUUGGCGUGGUCUCGAGCGACGCCCACCUCCGCCACGUACUUCAGGCGUUGCGGAGCCGGUUCCACGCAGCCUCGAAAGAAAAGGAGGAUUUGGCGCUGGAGAAGACGCUGCACGUGCUCAGCCGCGCGCUGGAGAUCGAGGCAAAUGUAUACAACAAGACGCUCUGGCGCCUCUACUUGGCUUUGUACCCAGACGACGCGACGCGCCAAGAGCUGGCGCAGGAAGCACUUCGUUUCCUGCCGGCGUCCCGGUCGCUCUGGCUCACCUUCUUGGACCGCGGGCGCUUCGAGUCGGUCGGCGUCGCCCAGGUGCUCUACUACCGGUCGAUCGAAAAGCUGCUUCGGCACGGCGACCCGGACACGAGCUCUGCCAUCGUGUACGCGCUCGUUCUGCGGCUCGUGGCCCUCUACGUUGGCGCGGGCCAGAUCGCGGCGGCUUAUUCGCUGCUCUUGUCACUCUUGGUACCCGAGAAGGCCGACGCCAAGCCCCUCUGCUUUGCGUCAUUUGAGUUUCACGUGGCCGAGUACUGCCAGCUCUGGCUCCUCCUCGUGCAUCUCGAUGCCUUUGGACGCCUGCCCGACAACGUCUUGGAGAAGGCGACGGCGCUCGACUGGGUCGUCGUGCGCUGCGCCGAGCGACUGGCGUCCGACGCGAUGCUGGCGCUGGCCGUGGCCAACAUGCCCCAGGAUGCGUCGCUCUUCAACGCGGUGCUCCUCCUUAAUUACCUUGUGCUCUGGCCUGCUGCACGCGCCGACGUAUUGCCCAAGCUUGUCGACGCGUUGUCGAUGGCGUCCGUCGCCGACGACGACGUCGUGACGCUGCUGCAUCACGCGCACACGAUCGUCGGCGGUGACGCGGCGCUGCCGACACCGGCGUCGGACUCGCCGGCGCACCUUGUGUACAGCAAGAACGUGUCCAGCUUGUAUCCGCGCGGAGCCGUCGACGCGCCCGACGUGUGGGCUGACAAGCAGCUGCUGUCGUGGGCCGAUGCGUUUAUCGACGGAGAGGGAAGCGUCUUUACCGGCCUGGCGCUGCUCGAGUUCAUUGCAGCAGUCGCGGGGUCGCCUGUCGCGUCGCGGCAGCUCGACUGGCUCUUGCAGCGGCCGCGAUUCAAGUCGAGUGUUCAUGUGCGUGCGCAGCAGACGCUGUGGUGCUACCGUCUCCACCUCGAAGACGCUCUGGACGCGGUCGAGGCCGUAUGGAAACGGUACUUGGCGUUCGCGGCCGACGACGCCAUGCCCGUUGCGAGCGUCCGCGCGGCCGUCGACUGGUGUCUCUCGCCGCCAACCCAUUCGGCGGCGCUGAAAUUUGGCGUCUUCCAAGUGCUCCUCCGCGCGCUGCCGAGCUCGAUGCAUGCGGCGCUCUUUGCGCGGUAUCUCUACGUCCUCGGCGGCCACCCGCCGUACCUCUUGGCCUUUGCGAGCACGUCGCUCACGGACCGCCACCGAAGCAGUCUCAAGCACGCGGUUCGUGCGUGUCUCGAGAAUACGCACGUGGGCGACGCCGACCUCGUCGGCCUCGCUGUGCGCCUCGAGCUGCUCGUUGCGCCGACGCGCGCGUCGAUGCUUCGUGUUCAGUCGCUCUUGCGGUCGUCGGUGCGGCGCAACCCCGUAUCGGCUGCGCCGUGGCAGCUUGCGCUGUCGCUGGAGCUCGCGCUCGGAAAGCAAAAGGCGUACGCGGACGCUGCGUCCUUCUUGGCGCCGACGUGGGUCGAGUGUGGCGUCAACGUGAGCGCAAUGAACCGAAGCCACGCUGCGUGGGCAACUGCCUCCGCCAUUGACGUCUCGAGCCAGCGGCUCGUCCUGCUGCCGCCUUCGCUCUUGAUGCUGGCGCACCUCGCCGAGCUGGAUCUGUCGAGAAACUGCCUCUUGGAGCUGCCCGAAGCGCUCGGCCGGUCGUUCCCGCAGCUGCGAACCCUCAACGUGAGCUGCAAUGCCCUGCGACGCCUGCCCGACGCGAUCGGACACCUCAAGUCGCUCGAGGUCCUCGACGUUGGCCACAACCACUUGACCGAGCUCCCGCUGCUGCUAAGCCACCUCACCAAGCUCACGGCGCUCGACGUCUCGUACAACCUCCUCGCGACCGUGCCCAUGACGCUGCGUGGCCUCAAGCAGCUGCGCCACCUCCGCGUCGCCGGCAACAUUGCGGCCGUCGACGCGUGGCGGCGUGUCGUGCCUGGCGCGGGCCUGGACGGCGGCAGCAGCUGCUCGCUUUGCCAGGACGGACGCCACACGCAGCGGCUCAAUGGCGUUUUGCUCUGCCCCCGCUGCAUCAUUCAGGCAAUGGCGCCCCUGCUCUAA